CAGCCCUACAAUACACAGUAACACACACACGUGAUUCCAACAUCAUCAUGAGCCAAUUCACACAUUCAGUAAAAGUGCCCACCCAAUAUAAAGUAACAGCGAAAAUAUUAAAAGCAGCUAUCGAAAAGCAAAAGUCAAUAAAGUCUCUGAUAUUUGAGGAAAAACAUGCGCGUGUACGCAGCUUGCAGGCGGUGCUAAAGCAUUACAGCGACAACAGAGGAGCUAUCGACAGUGCUAUCGAGGAGACGGGAUUGCUGAAAGACAAUCCAAACUUGGACUCGGCGCUGGCAAAAGUGCUUGUCACUGAAUUAAUUUUUGGACGAGGACAACUGAACGGGGAGAGCAGACCAGUGCAAACAGUGCGCUUGUACAAAGAUCGACUGCAGGAGGUGAUCAAAGGCGCGGGAUUCGAGAAGAAAGAACCCAAUCCACGCUAUGUGCGCAUCAAUACCAAUCUGCUCAGCAUUGCCGAUGCUCUGGAGUAUUUGGCCGGUGAGGAGUGGCGACGCAAGGAGCUUGAUCCCGACAUAUCAUACGCCGACUUUCUGGCUGCCGUACGCACUCUAGAAGAGGAUGAAUUCAUUGUGGACUUGAAUGUGGAAGGGGUCUUGAUAUUCCAUCAUAAGAGCCGAAACUUCUGGGCCUGUCAUGACUUUGUUUUUAGCAAAAAGUUUAUACUUCAAAAUAAGGCCACUUGCCUGGCAGCUGAGUUACUUGCACCGCCUCCUGGGUCUACUGUGCUGGACAUGUGCGCAGCUCCAGGCAUGAAGACCUUGCAUAUUUGCAAUGUGAUGCAGAACCAGGGUCGCAUCUAUGCUGUGGAGCAAGCCAGAGAUCGCUACAAGGCGCUAUGUGAUAUAACAGAGGAGGCUGGAUGUCAGAUAGUUACCCCCAUGAUUGCCGAUGUUCUUACAAUUGGUCCACAGCAAUGCCCUGAUGUCGAGUAUAUUCUAGUGGAUCCCAGUUGUUCUGGCAAUGGAAUGCAGGGUCGCAUCAGCGUUUGCGACGAGCAAAAGGAUGACAAACGUCUCUUCAAACUGGCUGGUCUACAAAUCAAGAUUCUAUGCCAUGCCAUGAAAUCGUUUCCCAAUGUCAAGCGCAUUGUCUACUGUACUUGCUCGCUUUGGAAGGAGGAGAAUGAGCAAGUUGUCCAGCGUUGUCUGCAACUUAAUCCUUCGUUUAAAAUGCUCAACGGCAAGAAGGCGCUGCGGAAUAAGUGGCAGAAUGUCGGUGACAAGGAGUAUGCUAAGAUCGGCAAGAAUUGCUUGUAUUGCCUUCCCGAUCACGACCUUACCGAUGGAAUCUUUCUGGCCAUGUUCGAGAGAAUCAGCGAAGAUGAUCAGAACUAGAGAAAAUAAAGCAGUAGGUUUACAAAAAAAAACUUUAUUCGAGCUUUUUACAGGUAAUUUCAAAUUCAACUUAAUUGGGCUUACAAUUAUAAUGAACAUUUGUAAUAUUCUUCUUUUGGCAUUUGAAUAAAAAAAUAUAAUAUAC
Drosophila innubila is the source of this 1494-nucleotide messenger RNA. RefSeq names its product probable 28S rRNA (cytosine-C(5))-methyltransferase (gene Nsun5). The transcript is spliced from 4 exons. Gene Ontology annotation, molecular function: methyltransferase activity. Lineage: Eukaryota; Metazoa; Arthropoda; Insecta; Diptera; Drosophilidae. The record is from RefSeq and is a predicted model, not a curated record. Bases 48 to 1349 code for a protein of 433 amino acids. Gene Ontology annotation, cellular component: nucleolus. Gene Ontology annotation, biological process: rRNA base methylation.